AUGGAACCAUUCUUUGUGAUUUUUCAACUUCCUUUUUACGAUUCUCUCUCUUCUCCGAUGAAAACCCUAGGUUGUAUUGACGAGGUAUCGGGCUGUGUGACAUUGGAGAAAUUGAAGAAAUUAAAGGUUUUGGCUGUUGGCUUCUGUGCUGAUGGAGUUAGAAGAGCUCUAGUGUUUGAAUACUUGCCAAAUCAGUCACUUGACAAGCUCAUUUUUCCGACAAGUUUCAAAGAUAAUAUCACCCUUACUUGGAAGAAGCUUCAUGAUAUUGCUAUGGGAAUAGCAAAAGGGCUAGAGUAUCUUCAUCAAGGAUGUGACCAACAAAUUCUUCAUUUCGAUAUCAAGCCUCAAAAUAUUCUGUUAGACCAUAACUUGAACCCCAAGAUCUCUGAUUUUGGUCUUGCCAAGUUAUGCUCUAAAGAGAAAAGUGUUGUCUCUAUGACUGAAGCUAGAGGAACCAUGGGUUAUAUUGCACCAGAAGUAUUGUCAAGCAAUUAUGGAAAAGCGUCUCAUAAAUCUGAUGUUUAUAGCUUUGGAAUGCUGCUUCUUGAAAUGGUUGGAGGGAGGAAGAAUUUUGAUGCAAAGGCGGAUACUAGCCAAAUGAAUUUUCCCGAGUGGAUUCAUCAGCGGCUGAAUCAAGGAGAAGAGUUAAAAAUCAGGAUUGAGGAAGAUGAUGAUAUCAUAAUUGUAAGAAAAUUGGCUAUUAUAGGAGUUUGGUGCAUCCAAUGGAAUGCGAUAGAUCGGCCAUCCAUCAAAGUUGUUACUCAAAUGCUAGAAGGAGAUGGGAGCAAUCUAACUGUUCCUCCUCCUUUUACAACAAGAAAUACCACUCACGUUGGCCCUUAUACGCAAGAGUUGACGGUAAUAUCAGAACUAGAAUGA
Molecule: messenger RNA, 882 nt
Organism: Solanum stenotomum
Lineage: Eukaryota; Viridiplantae; Streptophyta; Magnoliopsida; Solanales; Solanaceae
Product: rust resistance kinase Lr10-like
Exons: 4
Coding region: 1-882 (293 amino acids)
Biological process (GO): protein phosphorylation
Molecular function (GO): ATP binding; protein kinase activity
Source: RefSeq, a predicted model, not a curated record